Molecule: messenger RNA, 688 nt
Organism: Diachasma alloeum
Lineage: Eukaryota; Metazoa; Arthropoda; Insecta; Hymenoptera; Braconidae
Source: RefSeq, a predicted model, not a curated record
AAUCGCUAAGGAAACUGCAAGUGGUAACAUGUACCGAGAAGACUGCACUCGCUGGUGGCAGGCCUGUGAGACGACCUAGAGCGACCAAAUACAUCAAACGAGAGGAAAUAUUAAAUAGAGCUUGGGAAUUAUAUGGGGAGGGGGCUCUCGAUAUCGCAGCGUUCCUAGGUUGUGCGAAUCAUUUCCUUCGUGCCUUCGAUAACAAAGUACUGUUCGAUAAUGCAGAGGCGGUCGACUACUUUACAACAAUACAGGAGCAUAUUGUCGGGAUCCCACCCACUGGAGCUGAAAUCCAGGCAGUCAGAGUAGAUCAGCCAAUUGGAGGAAUCCCUAUCGCUACUGUUCCACCUGCAAAUGACAACUUCGAAAUCUUGUUGUUGCGAAGAUUAGAUCAAUGCAUAUGUAAUUUAUGCAAUAAUUCCAUCACUGAGUAUGUUGCGUCGGCAUGUAGACAUUGGUUUGGAUGCAAACAAUGUACGAAACUCUAUGUUCAAGCCUCUUUGGAAAUGAAUGCCUUCUUGAAGUGUCGAUGGUGCCUCCAGGAGUGUCACGGAUUCGAACGUGUUUAUAUCACAUAGGAAUGCCUUGGGAAAAAGGACUGCUUAGGAGGCAUCUUCUGGCUCCAACAACAUCUUACCAUCACAAAUACUCCACUGUUCUCUCAUGUUAUCAGGAUAAACGGGAGGUU